This is a messenger RNA of Vigna unguiculata (cowpea), 543 nucleotides long. RefSeq lists its product as uncharacterized. Lineage: Eukaryota; Viridiplantae; Streptophyta; Magnoliopsida; Fabales; Fabaceae. The record is from RefSeq and is a predicted model, not a curated record.
AUGCCCAGAAAAGAGACUAGUGCGACGAAGAAACCAUCAGUCUCUGGAGUAGAGAGAUCUAGAGCUACUGGGAGGGUCUUUGCUAUGACCUCUAUAGAAGCUACACAAUUAGUUAAUCUCAUCAUGCAAUCUUGUUUACUUGGGAGGCAUAAUGUGCUUGUAUUAUUCGACUCUAGAGCAACGCAUUCUUUUAUUUCUGAUGCAUGUGCGGCGAAACUGAGCUUGAAGAGACGUGACUUGGACUGUGAGUUGCUGGUUUCAACUCCAUCUUCGGGUCAGGUGGCUACUAGUUCAGUCUGUGUUGGGUGUGUGAUUGAAGUGGCAGGUCGCAGAUUCAAAGUGAACCUGGUGUACUUGCCUCUAGAGGGGUUGGACGUUAUAUUGGGGAUGGACUGGCUGUUUAACAACCACAUCAUGAUCUACCGUGGACGGCACAAUUUGGUAUUCCCAAAACAUGCAGGGUUAGAGUUGAUCUCCACUCAGUUGGUAUUGAUGGAACUGCAAAGAGGGGCCAUAUGUUUUUUGGUGGUGGCCAAACCAUAG